AGAAAGCUGAAAAUGCUGAUGAUAUUGAGGAGGAUGCCGAUGAAUCUGCAUCACAAAGUUUAGCCCGAUUAUAUCAAAAGCAACUCGUGCGGAUUACUGUUGCAAAGACGAAUCAAGACGAAAUUUUAUGUUGGUAUAAAUAUGCUGAAGGAUUCGAAAAAUAG
Molecule: messenger RNA, 164 nt
Organism: Funneliformis mosseae
Lineage: Eukaryota; Fungi; Glomeromycota; Glomeromycetes; Glomerales; Glomeraceae
Source: the annotation of a GenBank genome assembly